Molecule: messenger RNA, 2820 nt
Organism: Durusdinium trenchii
Lineage: Eukaryota; Dinophyceae; Suessiales; Symbiodiniaceae
Source: the annotation of a GenBank genome assembly
GUUGCAUCGGUUGUGGUGGCUUGGGAAACGUCCAAAGAGUUCAUUGCAAAAGAAGUUGAGUUGAGAGCGGAAUCAAAAGUCAUGGGCCAACCACGUGUCUUGCAGGUUCAUGAACGCCAAGCUAUGAUUCGAGCUGUUGAGGCAGUCCAUGGUGCAUUGAAUGAAGCCGAGUCUCCAUCUCAGGACUAUUUGUCUUUGAAGGCUGAUGAGACUGAGUGCAACGAACCUGUUGCAGCCCAGCUUGAUGAGAUCCUUAGUAAGAAAGAAUCAUCGAACGCAUCAAUCCAAUCAUCCGUUGAUCCUUCAGGCCAUCUUCGCGUGACACGUACGAAGGUGAAGGCAAAGAUGCCAACGACCACAGAGGAGUAUAGGCGGGUCAUGAAGGUCGAGAUGUUUGCAUGGUUGUGCAUGGCAGCUCGUUUUCGUUCGAAGCAUUGGCUCCAUGGAUUGACGGCCGAACCUUUCUUGAAGUUUGUUGAUUUCAUCUUAGGUGAUCGGGUUUGGGGGGUUCAGGUUCCUUCGCAGGCCGGGGAGUCGCAGAGGCUGAAGCCUGACUGGGCUAUCGUUCUUGCUUUCGAAUAUAAGUUGAGGAAGGAGGCAAUGAAGCUUGUUACCAACAGUGGACACACACUUGCUGAUGCUUUGGCCGCAGUCAUUCGAGACCCCGAUCUGAAAGAGGCUUAUUUCACCACCCCCAUUGCUCUCAAGGCCGCUACAUCCCAGGAAUCAGCUCCGCCCAACAAAUGGUUGCGCCUCACUGACAAAGGUUUUCCGUGGUUGAGCAAUUCGAAUAAGGGCAUUGUUGAUGAGGCGAAUCAAUUUGUCUUGAAGUGCUUGGACAUGUGUCAUGAGGCAUUUGCGGCACAAGGCCACUUUAUCUUGGAGCAUCCUGAGGACCUGGGCAUAGUCCAGGGUGAGCGGCCAGGCUCCAUUUGGCAGUGGCCUGAGCUUCAUGAGCUUCUCACUGUGUGUUCAGACCCCAAGGAUGCGGGAAUUGUUGAUGAAGGUCAGCCAUUCUAUCUUCGUGCUCUCUCGCAGUGGUUGAAGGUCUUUGAAGACCCAGAUGUGCAUUGGUUGGUUGAUGAGAGCGAUUCCUUCGCCUCGGGGGUUCCCCUUGGUGUUGAGGAGCCAUUGCCUCGUUCGCCACAGGUGUUUCCUCCCAAGGUGAGACACCGUAAGCUUGACGAGACCGAAUUUAACCCUCUUGCAGUGAACUAUCCUUCAGGUCAGUUGAGUCGCAAAGAACUGGAAGAGAAGUUCAGAGAAGAAGAAUCGUUGGGACGAAUGUUUCCUUCGAAGCUUUCGGUCCUUCGUACAAAAUACGGUGAACACAGGGUGAGAGUGGCGGCCAUGGCGGCCAUUGCAAAACCGGAUGGCUCAGUUCGACCUCUUCACGACGCCACCCAUUCCGUUAAAGUGAAUCACUCCAUAGUCUACCAAGACCAAAUACAAUGCCCAGGCCCAGCAGAGAUCGCUGCUGUCGUUCGGGAGGCUUUCGAGUCCAGAGAGGCCCCCUUUUGCGUUUCGGCAGACAUUAAAGCAGCUCAUAGGCUUGUAAAGAUUCGGGAAGAGGACUGGGGGUACACUUGUUGCCGGGCUGAUUCGGCCUCGGAUGUGGUCUGGGUCAACCGCACUGGCACCUUCGGGGUUUCCAGCGCUCCCUAUUGGUGGGCGAAACUUUGUGGGCUCAUCGGUCGUUUUGUGGGGCAUUUGACGCAGACUUCUUUGUUCCUUCAUAUGAUUUACGUCGAUGACCUCCAUGGUGUCUUCUUAGGUGAACGGAAAUUCUUGGAUCUUUGGAUCUGGCUCUUGGCGUUUGAGUUAACGGGUACGCCCUUUGGUUACCACAAGUUCAAAGGCGGCGUGGCAUCAGAGUUCGUUGGAUUCAAUCUCAGGUACGAUCUCACUGAGGUUGGGAUCUCGGACAAACGUGGCCAGUGGUUGAUCCGCUGGAUUGUCAAUGCCAAGGAUAACCGUUGGGUCGUUCCGGCCAGGGACUUUUCAGAGUUCUUGGGACGCCUUUGCUUUGUCGCGCAGUUGCUUGUAUGGCUGAAACCGCACCUUGCUCCACUGUUUGCUUGGACGGCGGUGGUCGGUCCUGGGACUGUGGGUCGCCUUCCAGAGGCGGUCAUCCUGACGUUGCAUUACAUUUUGGCUGAGCUUGUUUCGGAGUCCUUCAGGGUCUCGGCCAAGGCCCCUGUGUGCCAUACUCGUGAGGCCUUUAGGACGGACGCUAAGUGCACCGACACGUUCGUAGUCCUGGGGGGUUGGGAACUUGGUUCAAGGCGUUGGUUCUCCCUUAAGCUCACUAAACAUGAUGUCCCUUAUUUGUUUCGUGAAGGGGGCGGCUCUCAGUGGGCGUCCACAUCUGCUGAACUCUUAGGGACAUUGGCUGCACUUCAUGCGUUUGGUUGGUUGGUUCCCGCUGAUGUGAGGAGGUCGACGGUUGUGUCUCUCUCCGCUGGAACGGACAACCAGGCGAACGAAUCCUUGUCAAUAAAGAGGUCUUCAACAAAAUGGCCUCUCAUGGCGAUCAACAUGCAGUUGUCAGCUUCGUUGUCCAAGGCCAGGUUGGGUCUUCGGUUGAGGUGGCGUCCUCGCGACGAGAAUGAAGAGGCAGACGACUUGACCAAUGAGGUCUUUGGGUCGUUCUCUGAGUCUCUUAGGGUUCCCCUCACCUUGCAGGACUUGGACUUGAAGAUCUUGAGCUUGCUGGUUGAGGCCAGGGAAGCUUUUGAUGUGGCUCGGGCCAAAGCUAAGGCUGACAAGGGUUCAGGGAAAGGUUCGCUUUCAAAACGUUUUGACAAGUCGCCUUGGUGA